Molecule: messenger RNA, 3266 nt
Organism: Sitodiplosis mosellana (orange wheat blossom midge)
Lineage: Eukaryota; Metazoa; Arthropoda; Insecta; Diptera; Cecidomyiidae
Gene: path
Product: proton-coupled amino acid transporter-like protein pathetic
Exons: 8
Coding region: 630-2072 (480 amino acids)
Biological process (GO): amino acid transmembrane transport
Cellular component (GO): vacuolar membrane
Molecular function (GO): amino acid transmembrane transporter activity
Source: RefSeq, a predicted model, not a curated record
CGAAGGAAACACAAGCCGUACAUUCGCCGUAUGGCUAUUGGGUAUAUUCAAUAGAAACGUUGCUGUUAAAUUCAUUCGCAUUAUGCGCUUAAAAGUAGUAAGAUAGUCUCUUUCGGCCGAUCCAUUCCGGUUUUUCAGUUAUUGUUUGUUUUCUCUUUCUCUCUCUCUCUCUCUCUUGCGAUUCCAGCACCAAUUUUCCUAUGUCCAGCCGUUGUGGCACAGCGGUCAAAUCUGAAAAAACAUAAAUCAAAAAGUGUAAUUUUAGGACACUAACCGAGAGUAGAGAAUCGCAAUGAAUUUGCAAAUUUAAAAAUAGAAAUCAACGAAAAUCGUUCAAGUGAAUUUAACUGAGUGCUUUACGUGUUAUACUACGAAUUUUUCCCUUUUGUGAGCUGAAGAGAAAAAAAAGAGUGUACAACGUCAGAAUAAAAAGAAUCUUAAGAAAAAGACAGGUGUACAAAAGAAAUAUAUUUGUUAGAUGUUUGUGACCUUGUUAAGAAAGCAGACAUCUGUUUGUUGUUGAAGUUUGCUCAUAACCGAAAACUCCCGAGUCGAAGAUUGAAUUUUGUUUUUCUCGCAUCACCGAGGAUUUUACAUUGAAUUGACUAGAAUUAGACAGAGAAACCGAAAUGACCAACAAAAAUGGUAGCGUUGUGCCGGCCGCACAGGAAUUAGAGACGUUCUUACCUAUUGACAGUGUAAAUGGUGUGACAAAGUAUAAAAUACAGCCAGCCAAAAAGGAUGUGGAGAAUGGCGGCGUUGCUGAAUUCAAUCCAUUUUUGGAGCGAAAAAAUGACCAUCCAACAUCUGACAAUGAGACAUUGACCCAUCUGCUGAAAGCAUCACUGGGCACUGGCAUCCUGGCCAUGCCCUUCGCAUUCAAAUGUUCGGGAUUGUUGUUUGGUAUUUUUGCCACAGUCGUUACUGCCUUCAUUUGCACACAUUGUAGCUACAUUCUGGUAAAAUGUGCACACACAUUAUACAUACGAACAAGACGGACAGCAAUGAACUUCUCUGAAGUGGCUGAGGUAGCAUUUGCAAAUGGACCAAAAUGGGGACGACGCUAUGCAAAAUUCUUCAAAGUAUUGAUAUUACAAUCGCUGUUUUGGACAUAUUUCGGAACGUGUUCCGUAUAUACUGUGAUUAUUGCAGAGAAUUUCAAACAAGUGGCUGAAUACUAUCUGGGCUAUAAGUUGCCUAUAGGAGAGUGCAUUGCAUAUUGCCUGUUGCCAUUGAUUGCGCUCUCCUGGGUGCCCAAUCUAAAAUAUUUGGCUCCAGUGUCCAUGGUGGCAAAUCUGUUAAUGGGUUCCGGUUUGGGCAUUACAUUCUACUAUUUAGUAGCGGAUUUGAAGCCAGUCUCAAGUGUACCGGCAAUGGGAACGCUGACCACAAUUCCCGAAUUUAUAUCGAUCACGAUUUUUGCGAUGGAAGCCAUUGGCGUGGUGAUGCCAUUGGAAAAUCAAAUGAAAACGCCCGGAAACUUUGUCGGCAUUUGUGGUGUAUUGAACAAAGGAAUGUCAGGUGUGACGCUUGUGUAUAUUUUGCUCGGUUUUCUUGGCUUUUUGAGAUACGGCAGUGACACCGCAGCUAGUAUCACAUUGAAUCUGCCUACGGAAGAAAUCCCAGCACAAGCCGUCAAGAUUUUCAUUGCGUUGGCUGUGUUCUGUACAUUUGGUCUUCAGUUCUACGUAUGCGUCGAAAUUGGAUGGAAUGCAAUUAAGGACAAUUUCAAACAACGUCCACUUCUCGUCAACUACGUAUUUAGAACCGUACUUGUCACAGCCGCUGUUCUGUUGGCCGUUGCCGUACCAACAAUUUCACCGUUCAUUGGUCUUAUUGGUGCUUUUUGCUUCUCAAUUUUAGGACUUCUUGUGCCGGUUGCCAUCGAAUUUGUAACCUACUGGGACAGCGGUUUUGGUCCAUGCAAUUGGAUCGUUUUCAAGAACGUUAUCAUUUGCAUAUUUGGCAUCUUUGCUUUGGUAUUCGGUUCAAAAGAUGCCAUUCACGGUAUUCUCAAACAGUACAGUACCCCUGAAACUACAGCGAAUGUAACACAAGCCUUGCACCAAUAAAAACAACCAUCGUAAACAUUGUGAAAUGUUAAUGAAUUCUAUCGAGAGAAAAAGAAACGAAAUCUACAUGAAAAUAAAUUUUGAGAAUAAACUAUACACAGAUCAUAUAAGUAGAAUUGGCUCGACAUUGGAUCGCCUAUCGUUAUUGCAGCGACAGGAUCUCACCAAUUCAAUAUAUCAGGAUAUGGAUGAUGAAGAUAUAAAAAAAAAACAAAUUCGAGCCAAACGAGAUAGUUUAACAUUUUGCACGAUGCUGUUUUCCGCUACAGUGUCUAGACACGGGAACCGAAUACACACAUUAUUGUAUUCAAAUAUGUAAUUAUGUAUUUUGUGCCUGGUGCCUAAAUUCAAAGAAUUUUUUUUAUAUACAAAUAAUUAAAUUAUAGUUUGAAAAUUAUACACAUUUUGACAAUUUUAUACGUGUAAAUUGCUUAUUCAUUUGUUUGUCUGCCACAAUGCACGUAUGUGCAUGUGGAUCUGAAUAAGAAAUAUUAGAACUUAGAAUUGAAUUGAUUUUUUUUGUGCUAAAAAAUGAGAGCUAGAUAGAGAGAAUUUAAAGUGUUUACAUGAUACAAAAAAAAAGCUAGAGGAAAAAAAUAAUAAUUCACAAGCCUGAUGGUAUUAAAAUUAGAUGAUAAGACUUUUUUUCUGUCACUUUUGUACAUUCUGUCAUUUUGAUAAAAAAAAAUCUAUAUUGUUCGCCGCUUUAUUAGUCGUCAAUCUUGGCAGUGACAAAAAAUGAGCAAACACUAUGGAUUUCUGUAUGGUGAUCAGCUGUAUAUUGUCCAAAUGGCGAGAGAGUAAAACCUAAAAAAAAAAACAUAAAAUUCCCUAUUCCAAUUCCCAAUUUUUUCUAAAUGGAAAUUCAUAUGAAAAUGAAAUGUGUUAACUUUUUCGUUCUAUUUUCGUUCUAUAUUCUUUUUCGGUUUCGACAAGCAACUUUAACAUGAAAUGUUCAAAUCAUAGCAAUUUAUUCAACAAAGAAAUUUACCGUUUGUAUAAGGAUAUUAUAAUCAAAAUGCCCAAUCGCAUUAAAGACAACAUUUAGAAGAGAGAAAGAGAUAAAACGAAACAAAACAAAAAUAAAUAAAAUGAUAACAAAGAUAUACUUUUAAAUUCAUAUCUCAAUAAUUGAUAUGAUUAGAUAUUGCACUUUUUCCAAUAAAUAUUUGAUGAUUAGUAAAAUAAAACAAA